AUGAACAUGAGGAAGAGAUUCAGAGAUGAGCAGCAGGCCAGCAGGAUUAUCUCCCACAUGAAGACAUCACGAAGCCUCCACAUCAUGUGCCACAUCCCAGUCUUCUGCUGGAUCACUGCUACAGUACUCGAGGAUGUUUUGGAGAGAAGAGAGGGAGGAGAGCUGCCCAGAACCCUGACUGAGAUGUACAUCCACUUCCUGGUGGUUCAGACCAAAGUGAAGAAGGUCAAGUAUGAUGGAGGAGCUGAAGCAGAACCACACUGGAGUCCAGAAAGCAGGAAGAUGAUCAAGUAUCUGGGAAAACUGGCUUUUGAUCAGCUGCAGAAAGGAAACCUGAUCUUCUAUGAAUCAGACUUGACAGAGUGUGGCAUUGAUAUCACAGCAGCCUCAGUGUACUCAGGAGUGUUYACACAGAUCUUUAGAGAGGAGAGAGGGAUGUACCAGGACAAGGUGUUCUGCUUCGUCCAUCUGAGUGUUCAAGAGUUUCUGGCUGCUCUUCAUGUUCAUCUGACCUUCAUCAACUCUGGGGUCAACCUGAUGGAAAAAAAUUCACCAUCAUUUUUCUCUAAACUUUUUAUCAAAUCAAAUAUAAACUAUCUUCAUCAGAGAGCUGUUGACCAGGCUCUACAGAGUCCAAAUGGACACCUGGACUUGUUCCUCUGUUUCCUCCUGGGACUUUCACUGCAGACCAAUCAGAGACUCCUACAAGGUUUGCAGACACAGACAGGAAGUAGCUCACAGACCAAUCAGGAAACAGUUCCGUACAUCAAGAAGAAGAUCAGUGAAAAUGUGUCUGCAGAGAAAAGCAUCAAUCUGUUCCACUGUCUGAAUGAAUUGAAUGAUCGUUCUCUAGUGGAGGAGAUCCAACAGACUCUGAGUUCAGGAAGUCUCACCACAGAUAAACUGUCUCCUGCUCAGUGGUCAGCUCUGGUUUUCAUCUUAGUGUCAUCUGGAAAAGAUCUGGAUGUGUUUGACCUGAAGAAAUACUCUGCUUCAGAGGAGGCUCUUCUGCUUCAGAGGAGGCUGCUGCCAGUGGUUAAAGCCUCCAACAAAGCUCUUUUAAUAACAGAUGUUCCUCCCUGUCUCCUCAGACUGAGUGGCUGUAACCUCUCAGAGAGAAGCUGUGAAGCUCUGUCCUCAGUUCUCAGCUCCCAGUCSUCCAGUCUCAGAGAACUGGACCUGAGUAACAAYAACCUGCAGGAUUCAGGAGUGAAGCUUCUCUCUGCUGGACUGAAGAGUCCAAACUGCAACCUGGAGACUCUCAGCUUAUCAGGCUGUUUGGUCUCAGAGGAAGGCUGUGCUUSUCUGGCCUCAGCUCUGACCUUUAACCCCUCCCAUCUGAAAGAGUUGGACCUGAGCUACAAUCAUCCAGGAGACUCAGGAGUGAAGCUGCUGUCGGCUGGACUGAAGGAUCCAGACUGGAGACUGGAAACUCUCAGGGUGGAGCCUGCUGGAGGCCGAUUCUUGACACCAGGUCUGAGGAAGUAUUCCUGUCAACUCACCAUCGACACAAACACAGUGAGCAGAGAGCUCAAACUGUCUGAAGACAACAGGAAGGUGACACGUGAGGAGAAGCUUCAGUCAUAUCCUGAUCAUCCAGACAGAUUUGAUUACUGGWAUCAGCUGCUSUGUGGAACUGGUCUGACUGAUCGAUGUUACUGGGAGGUCGAGUGGAGAGGAAGAAUUAAUAUAUCAGUGAGUUACAGAAGAAUCAAGAGAAAAGGAAACAGUACAGACUGUGUGUUUGGAUUGAAUGAUCAUUCUUGGAGUCUKAGAUGCUCUGAUGAUGGUUUCUCUGUGAGGCACAACAACAUAGAAGCUCCUCUGUCCUCCUCCUCUGUCUCURACAGAGUAUCAGUGUAUGUGGACUGUCCUGCUGGCAUUCUGUCCUUCUACAGAGUCUCCUCUGACUCACUGAUCCACCUCCACACUUUCAACACCACAUUCRCUGAACCUCUGAUUCCUGGAUUUGGGUUCUGGUGGCCUGGUUCCUCUGUUUCUGUGCUKAKUUGAGUCUAAAGAGUCUAAAGUUUUUCCUCCUGUCAGAAAAACUCUCACUGUUGAACAGAUAGUUCAUCUCUACAUGUUUUCAUGGAUCCAAACUGUUUCUUGGUCAAACUUUUACACAUGAUUCCUUAGAAAUUUUUUCUUCUUCCAGUCCUUUAAAGAUGGAAGCUGGGAUUAUUCCAGGAUCCACAUGUUUUUCUGUUUCCAGUCAAAGAUGCUUUUAAUUUUCUGCAGUUUUUCUUAAUCACUGAACAUUUUCUGU
Poecilia reticulata (guppy) is the source of this 2269-nucleotide messenger RNA. The record is from RefSeq and is a predicted model, not a curated record. Lineage: Eukaryota; Metazoa; Chordata; Actinopteri; Cyprinodontiformes; Poeciliidae.